Molecule: messenger RNA, 1259 nt
Organism: Branchiostoma belcheri (Belcher's lancelet)
Lineage: Eukaryota; Metazoa; Chordata; Leptocardii; Amphioxiformes; Branchiostomatidae
Product: LIM/homeobox protein Lhx2-like
Exons: 6
Coding region: 207-1226 (339 amino acids)
Biological process (GO): regulation of transcription by RNA polymerase II; neuron differentiation
Cellular component (GO): nucleus
Molecular function (GO): RNA polymerase II transcription regulatory region sequence-specific DNA binding; DNA-binding transcription factor activity, RNA polymerase II-specific
Source: RefSeq, a predicted model, not a curated record
AUUUACGCUGAUUUAAUGACCUUUUCUCCCCUACAAAUCCAGUGGUAUGACCCAAUUCAGGAUACGAUCUAACCAAUCAUCAACCGUUUCACUUGAUAAUAACCAGGCAAAACUGCACAAAAGCCACAGGAACGACUUCUGAGGCCACCGUUAGCAGAAUUUAUGUUCAUUCCUCCCCAGAUUCUCCAUCAGCAUUUACUACGGCCAUGGUGUACCGCCACUUUUACAGUACGAUGCCAGUAGUGAACCUGGACACCAAGCCGGGCUCCAUCGCCUGUGGCGGGUGUGGAGAGAAGAUUCAGGACCGGUUCUUCCUGCACGCGGUGGACCGACAGUGGCACUCCGCCUGCCUGAAGUGCUGUGAGUGCGACGUGCGGCUGGACUGUGAGCUCACCUGCUUCUCUAAGGACGGGAGGAUCUACUGUAGAGAGGACUACUACAGACGGUUUGCCGUACAGCGGUGUGGACGGUGUCAUCUCGGCAUCACGGCGCGGGAGAUGGUGAUGAGAGCGCGCGACUCCGUCUUUCACCUCGCCUGCUUCACCUGCGUCACCUGCGACAAGGCGCUCACCACGGGGGACGAGUUCGGCAUGCAGGGCAGUGCUAUAUACUGCAGAUAUCACUACGAGACGUUUAUGCGAUCUGACGGGAGAUACGGAGCGGCCAUGGGGACCAAACCUCUGCCCCACUCCCCCUACUACCACAGCCCGGCCGGCGUCUCCUACCGAGGCCGCCCCAGGAAAAGAGGCGAUUCUGACUCCUACUGCAGCGUUCCAGGGUCCAGUGAUAAUGAGAACGACCUUGACCUUGACGGCCAUGGCGGCGCCACGAAGACCAAGAGAAUCCGGACGUCGUUCAAACAUCACCAACUGCGCACGCUCAAGUCGUACUUCGCCAUCAACCACAACCCGGACUCUAAAGACCUGCAGCAGCUCGCACAGAAGACAGGACUGACCAAGAGAGUCUUACAGGUUUGGUUCCAGAACGCCCGCGCCAAACACCGGCGUAACGCCCUCCGUCUGUCCGAUGACGGCCGGGACAGCGGCUCGGGUGUCGGCAUGGACGUGGCGGUGUCGGCCUCCCCGACGUCUCUGUCGGGACCAAUCAGCACCUCCAGUUCCCCGACUCUACCCGACCUCUCUCCGAGAACAACCGAAGCCUUUUCCGCCUUAACCAACUCCCCCGGCCCGAAUGUCGAGUCAGCUUGUACCCUCGCCUCCCUAUAGACAUCGGCUUCUGUUGUCUCUUAAAGGCAUUCA